This is a messenger RNA of Uranotaenia lowii, 559 nucleotides long. RefSeq names its product lysozyme 2-like. The record is from RefSeq and is a predicted model, not a curated record. The transcript is spliced from 2 exons. Gene Ontology annotation, molecular function: lysozyme activity. Bases 14 to 511 code for a protein of 165 amino acids. Lineage: Eukaryota; Metazoa; Arthropoda; Insecta; Diptera; Culicidae.
UUUCAUCAGUUGUAUGGCGAUGUUCGAACGAGCUGUGAUGACUGCCUUAACUUUAUUUAUUCUGCUAGCUAUUUUCUCUAUUGAAAGUGACGGAAUUUUUCUAUCCAAUCUCGAUGCGACCUGUUUCCGGUGCAUUUGCGAACCAUCGACGGGAUGCAGCCCCCAGCUGAAAUGUAACCGGGGAUACUGUGGACCAUUUUCCAUUUCCCGGGCAUAUUGGAUCGAUUCCGGGAAAGUUGUCAAGGAGCGGGAUGAUGCGGAUCGUUGGGGUGCUUAUGAGGAUUGUGCCAAUGAGUACGAAUGUGCAACUGCGAUCAUCACACAGUAUAUGGAAAAGUACGGCAAGGAUUGUAACAACGAUGGGCUUGUAGAUUGUGUGGAUUAUGCGAUGCUGCACAUCAACGGAGGUCCCACUUGUCACACCCCGUUAAAUGCUGAUUUUAGGAGAAAAUUUGGACGAUGCUUACAACAGGGUCAACGGGAGCCGUUAUCACAAAGAAGCAGGACGUAAUUUUAACAUUGAAUAAGCAGAAAAAUAAAGUGUUUUUUUUUGUAUUAA